Messenger RNA from Periconia digitata, 386 nucleotides. The record is from the annotation of a GenBank genome assembly. Lineage: Eukaryota; Fungi; Ascomycota; Dothideomycetes; Pleosporales; Periconiaceae.
AUCUCGUUGUCUACGAUCGCAUUUAUAUUUAGAACUCAACAAAGACAGCCCCAAAGUCGUCGUCUCACAACCCCCGACCCGUUAUACACAUCUGCCACCGUCCCUAUUGUUCUCCACAAAGAAACCAAAAUUCAUAAAACUAUCAAUCAGGCGGCCACACAUCAGCCUAAUCCCACAACUGAAACUGUCAGUUUUCAUCUUGAACGUGCUAUCUUACGCAAAUGUACAUACACACUGCUCUCAAACAAACGAGUCCGAUCUUGCAAUUUCAGCAUGUUUCUGUGGACCUCUCGCAAAUAACCUGUCCCUGCUGUUUUCGCUUGAUUUUUGAUAUCCAAGCCCAUCAUAUAGAUUCCAGUCGUUCCAUCACACUAUCCCAUCGAUGA